GUCAUGUCUGGACGUGGUAAAGGUGGUAAAGGUCUUGGCAAAGGCGGCGCCAAGCGCCACCGCAAAGUCCUCCGGGACAACAUCCAGGGCAUCACCAAGCCCGCCAUCCGCCGCCUGGCCCGGCGCGGAGGAGUGAAGCGCAUCUCCGGCCUCAUCUACGAGGAGACCCGCGGUGUGCUGAAGGUGUUCCUGGAGAACGUGAUCCGCGACGCCGUCACCUACACGGAGCACGCCAAGCGCAAGACCGUCACCGCCAUGGACGUGGUCUACGCGCUCAAGCGCCAGGGCCGCACCCUCUAUGGCUUCGGCGGUUAAGUUACUACUAGCCUUUUCCUUCACUAUUGCAAAAGGCCCUUUUCAGGGCCACCCACAAAUUCGUUCAAGGAGUUGUUCACUGUUAGGUAACCUUUAAACUGGAGUUUAAGUGAAGUAGCUACGUUUGUCCUAUCCUACACUUAAUGUUGUGGUUACACGUUUAAAACUAAAAUAGGUUGUAAUUCUAGUUUUGCCAACGCAGCUUUGUUCCCGUCGCUCUAACUUGAUACUGUACAUACCCAUACUGUCCUGAACUGUCAGAAAUUGUGUUCAAUGCUGAACGAGCAGCCUUAUACUCCCAUAUCUCGAGGCUAGUUUUCCACUGCUAUCCUGUAAGUGACGUUAAAGUCAAUCCACUUCAUGCUACCGGUCAUUUAAGAGCUUAUUCCUUUCUCGAGCCAUCAAAAUGCAAGCUAAGGGGAGAGUAGAAACCAUUGUAUCUAAGCAAGGCAAGGGCUGAUAAAACAAACUGAAGACGUUUAGCUGUUCACUACGUACUAGUAAUAGGCCUAAGUACACAAAUAUUUUAUAUUAGGGACACCAUUAUUUAUGUCUAUAUACAAACUACAUAUAUGUGCGAUGGUUUGAUAAUUUAAAUUCGUGUUUGUGCCAUGUUUGCCAUUUGCCAGAAGAGGGCGCCGUUAUUUUCAGGAAGCUGGAGUUAGAGGCCAUUGUGAGCCAGCUGUUGUGUGUUCUGAUAUAAAAUCUUUAAGAGCAUCAAGUGUUCUUGACUAAACAAUCUCUCAAUCCACCCUGUUAAAAAGUGAUCUUUUGUCACUCCUCAUGCCAAUGCCUAAAAUAGAUUAAUGUGAAUUUAAUAUUUGUGGCACUCCAUAAAACUGGUAAAUCACAACUUUGAAAGUUGAGGGGUUUUU
This is a messenger RNA of Arvicanthis niloticus (Nile rat), 1190 nucleotides long. RefSeq names its product histone H4. Gene Ontology annotation, molecular function: protein heterodimerization activity; structural constituent of chromatin; DNA binding. The record is from RefSeq and is a predicted model, not a curated record. Gene Ontology annotation, cellular component: nucleosome. Lineage: Eukaryota; Metazoa; Chordata; Mammalia; Rodentia; Muridae.